AUGUCCGGACACGACUUAUCUACCCUGCCUGACUUUCCAGCAGAGAUUCGCGCACCAGCGGGGACGCGUUACGGUGUUUCCGCCUUCCAGAUCCAGUUCGGCGGCGAUCGCAUCACAACACCGGGUGAUGCGCCAGAUGUACUGAUAGCGUUUAACCCAGCAGCCCUGGUGGUAAAUCUGGGUAACCUGAAAGCGGACUCUCUGAUUCUGGUUGAUGCCAACGCCUUUACCACCCAACGCCUGAAACGCGCGGAUCUGCAAUCUAAUCCCCUUGAAGAUGGCACCCUGGACAAAUACCAGGUUGUGCCGAUCGACAUCAGCAAUCUGACCGUAGAAGCGGUAAAACCCCUUGGCCUGGGUACCAAAGACGCCGGUCGCUGUAAGAACUUCUGGGCACUGGGCCUGAUUCUGUGGAUGUUUGAUCAACCCCGCGAGCCGACAAGAAACUGGAUCAACCAGAAAUUUGCCAGCAACGAGCAAAUUCGGGACGCUAAUCUGGUUGCUUUGGAUGCUGGCCAUGCAUACGGCGAAAACACUGAGGUCGCCCAGAUUCUGCACCAGCAGCAUACCCCCCAGGCGCCACUGGACAGUGUUGAGUACCGCACCAUCACCGGCGCGGAAAACCUCGCCCUGGGCCUUGUCGCUGCCGGUGAAUUAGCAGAUACAGAACUUAUGUUCUGCUCGUACCCGAUCACGCCAGCUUCCAGCUUGCUGCACCACCUGGUGGGACUGGAAGAGGCAGGUGUUGCCACAUUUCAGGCGGAAGAUGAAAUAGCCGCAGUCUGCGCCGCCAUCGGCGCCUCUUAUGCAGGCAAGCUUGGCAUCACUUCAUCCAGCGGACCCGGCGUUGCCUUGAAAAUGGAAGCGCUGGGGUUAGCGGUUGCCACCGAGCUGCCCCUGGUGCUGGUCAACAGUCAGCGCGCCGGCCCUUCCACUGGCAUGCCCACCAAAACCGAGCAAAGCGACCUUUACCAGGCCGUCUACGGACGCAACGGUGACACGCCUCUGCCCGUUGUUGCCGCUCGAUCGCCAGCAGACUGUUUUGAUGCUGCCAUCGAAGCGGUGCGCAUUGCGCUACGCCACAUGACACCGGUGAUUUUGCUGACCGACGGUUACAUCGCCAAUGCAUCAGAACUGUGGCCAAUUCCUGAUUUUGCGCAAUAUCCGGCAAUUGAUACCCACAAACCCACUGCAGCGACCCAACAAGCGGUUUUCGAAAGGCAACCCGAUACCCAUGCACGCCUCUGGGCGGCCCCCGGCGAUGCCCGGUUCGUUCACCGGGUGGGUGGCAUCGAAAAAGACGUGGAUACCGGCAACAUCUCCUACGAUGCAGCUAAUCAUCAGGCGAUGACCGAUGUGCGUUCGCAGAAAGUUGCCAGUGUUGCUGAUUUUAUCGAGCCGCAGACCAUCGACCAGGGUGUGUCAGGUGGUGUGGCGGUAGUGGCGUGGGGAUCAACCUACGGCACCCUCUACAAAGCAGUGAAAGACGCACUGGCAGCAGGCGAACAGGUCGCCCACAUCCAUCUGCGGCACAUCAACCCUCUGCCAUCCAAUCUGGGUGAGCUGCUGGCCGGUUUUGAGACCAUUAUUGUGCCGGAGCUGAACACAGGCCAACUGGCCACGCUGCUGCGCGAUAAGCUCAAUGUUCGGGUGGAACAAUUCAACAAAGUCACCGGCCAGCCGCUUAAUGAGGUUGAUAUGAAUGCAUUGACGUUUAAAGAUUUUGCCACAGAUCAGGAAGUACGCUGGUGCCCCGGGUGCGGCGAUUACGCUAUUUUAAAAAGCGUACAUAAAGCCCUUGCCGAAGGGGGUUCUGUACCUGAAAAAACGGUAUUUGUGUCAGGCAUCGGCUGCUCAUCGCGACUGCCUUACUACGUAAACACCUACGGCUUCCAUACCAUUCACGGCCGCGCACCGGCAUUUGCAACUGGUGUAAAACUGGCAAACCCUGAACUGGAAGUAUGGGUGGUCACCGGCGAUGGCGACGGUCUGUCCAUUGGUGGCAACCACCUGCUGCAUACCCUGCGUCGCAAUAUCGACCUGAAUAUCCUGUUGUUCAACAAUGAAAUUUAUGGCCUGACCAAAGGGCAGUACUCACCCACUUCAAGACCUGGCACGCACAGCCCGACCAGCCCGGCUGGUUCUGUUGAAGCGCCGCUGGCACCUGGUCAGUUUGCCAUCGGUGCAGGCGCAACCUUCUUUGCCCGCUGUGUCGACAUCGACCAGAAAACCAUGCCGGGGCUGUUCAACGAGGCAAAGCACCAUAAAGGCAGCAGCUUUGUUGAAAUUCUGCAGAACUGCAUCGUUUACAACAAAGACGUGUUCGACGAUGUUGUCGCCAAAAAGACCGCCGCAGAAACACAAAUUCAUGUCCGUCACGGCGAGCCGUUGCUGUAUGGCGCCAAUAAUGAGAAAGGUCUAAGACUCAAUCCGAAGACCCUGAGCCUGGAGUGUGUCACUCUGGGCGAAGAUGGCGUCACGCUGGAGGACAUACAGGUGCAUGACGAGACCAACCCCACGCUUGCCCUGCUGCUGGCCAAUCUGCAUCUGCCAACCGCCAUGGGUGUCAUUCUGCGCACCGAAAGAGCCGCAUUUGACGAAAGCUACUGGUCAAUACGCACCCAUGAACGACGCCAGAAGGUUGAACAGUUGUUACGCACCGGGAACAUGCUGGAUCGACGCUCCAAGUAA
Messenger RNA from Symbiodinium necroappetens, 2691 nucleotides. NCBI's taxonomy places the organism in Eukaryota, Dinophyceae, Suessiales, Symbiodiniaceae. The record is from the annotation of a GenBank genome assembly.